AUGUUCAACUACUUUGCUACCGUUGCUGUUCUCGCUCUGGGUGCUAUUUCGAGCGCCACUGCCCAAGCAUCCAUUGCUGCAAAUGGAAACACUGUCCAGAAGCCGCAUAACUUUGCCAGGAACAAUGUCGAGCAUGGUCAUGCUGGUUACCACGUAGCCAAGCGCUGUGGUGGCUGGGGUGUAGGCGGUGGCUGUGGUGGCUGUGGUGGUUUCCCUUUUGCAGCCAACACUGUGAAUGCAUUUGACCGCAACGCAUUUGCUGCCAACUGCUGCGACAACACUGUCUUUGCCAAUAACAAAAAUGCUAAUGUAGUCUGCGACAACGUGCAUGCGCUUAAUUCUGCCAACGUCAUUGCGUAA
Kickxella alabastrina is the source of this 360-nucleotide messenger RNA. RefSeq lists its product as uncharacterized. NCBI's taxonomy places the organism in Eukaryota, Fungi, Kickxellomycota, Kickxellomycetes, Kickxellales, Kickxellaceae. The record is from RefSeq and is a predicted model, not a curated record. The transcript has a single exon. Bases 1 to 360 code for a protein of 119 amino acids.